Ostreobium quekettii is the source of this 1425-nucleotide messenger RNA. Lineage: Eukaryota; Viridiplantae; Chlorophyta; Ulvophyceae; Bryopsidales; Ostreobiaceae. The record is from the annotation of a GenBank genome assembly.
AUGCCUUCAGGACGCUUACAGGAGACUUGGCUGGCGAAAACAAACACAACAGCUUGUACAAUGGGCAGUCCUCUACAGAGCGUAGCUUGGUGCCCUGAUCUGGCAUCAACCAGUGACAUGGUCAGGCUGCUAGAAUCAUGGUCUCCUUUGUUGUCGGUGUAUCCUGCUUCCCAACCCAAAACUACUAAAAAGGAAUGGGGAAAGGGUAUUGCAGUUCACAAGGACUCCAGUGUUGGGGCAAUCAUCUUUGAGCUUCACAGCCUUGGCUUAUGCCCGUUGCUUCCAGGCGCUCUCCAUGUGUGUACUUUUGCCCCUUUAAAUGCUACAUUGGCACACUGGGCUGUCUGGUAUUGCCCAACAGGUUUGUCUUUGCAAUCGUCACACAUUCUUAGAGCAUCGAUUCCUCCCUGUAUCUUUGCGACAGAUGUAUCUUUGUGCCCUUGUCUUGCUUCGCCUUGUUCCCAACUUGUUUACUUGCCACUGCGCUGUGUGCGAUGCUUUCUGCUGCCAGAUGCCGCCCCGGAUUGCCACCAUAUACCUUCCUCAGCAGAGAGCUCUGCAACAGACCUCCACCAUUCCAGCCUGUUCCAGCAACCCCCAGGGAUCCCGAAAUUCGACUCGAUGGCAAACCCCACUGCGCCGAUACCCAUCCCCUCGCUGCCCUCAGAGCCUGCCGUGGCCAGGAUGCUGCCAGUGGUCCAGGGAGGUUCUGGCAGCCAGCGCAUAUCCCCUGGCAUGUUCAGCCACCCAGGGCCCCCAGCCCCUGGAGUAUCUGCCGCUGCUGCCCUCCCGGCCACUUGGGAAGCCGGCUUGACAGCUCGCCAGAUCACCGGCUGCAGCCCCCCCUCAAGCGACACCUCGUCCCCAGGCGGCAAGGCCAGGUACCGCAAAUCCUCCUUGGCGAACUCCUCUGGGGCGUCGAUGGGCAGUGCGAAGGCGUGGCCAGGGAUCACGAAGAAGAGCGGGAAGAUGAAGUUCAGGGGCGUGCGGCAGAGGCCGUGGGGCAAGUUCGCGGCAGAGAUCAGGGACCCCUCCCGCAGCUCCAGGGUGUGGCUUGGCACCUUUGACACGGCAGAGGAGGCGGCCCUGGCCUACGACAAGGCCGCCCGAGACAUCAGGGGGGCCAGGGCGAUCUGCAACUUCUCCAAGGAUGCGGCAGGCGGGUUGGUUGCCAGCCCAGGGGCCAUUUCGGAAGGCGAAGCCGCCAUGAAUGUUGUGGUGGAGGACUCUGCCAGCUCGAGGCGGGGAGACAAGGGGAGGGGCAGGGGCAGGCGGGGCUCGAGGAGGGGCGGGGCGGCUGCGAAGCGCACGCUGGCCCCCCAGGCGCGGCACUCCGGGGACGAGGGAUUCGAUGUGGACUUGUCGGAUUCCGACGAAGACCUGGCAGAGAUGGCAGACACUUUGUUGAUGCUGCACGAGUGCUGA